Umbelopsis ramanniana AG is the source of this 1805-nucleotide messenger RNA. RefSeq lists its product as uncharacterized. Gene Ontology annotation, cellular component: mitochondrion; oxoglutarate dehydrogenase complex. Bases 27 to 1493 code for a protein of 488 amino acids. Gene Ontology annotation, molecular function: flavin adenine dinucleotide binding; dihydrolipoyl dehydrogenase (NADH) activity. The transcript has 8 exons. The record is from RefSeq and is a predicted model, not a curated record. NCBI's taxonomy places the organism in Eukaryota, Fungi, Mucoromycota, Umbelopsidomycetes, Umbelopsidales, Umbelopsidaceae.
GCUGUAUCUUUCACUUAUAUAUCAACAUGCUUAGACUGGUUGCAUCAAAGUCUCCUCUGGCUACCAUUGCCGCCCGCAACAGCGUUCAAGCUGUCAAAGCCCCCGUCGCCAACGGCUUCUACCGUUUCUACAGCACUUCUUCUGAUGAAUACGACGUUGUCGUCAUUGGUGGAGGUCCUGGUGGUUAUCCUGCUGCCAUUAAGGCUGCUCAGUCCGGCCUGAAGGUUGCCUGUAUUGAAAAGCGCGGUUCUCUUGGUGGUACCUGCUUGAACGUCGGUUGUAUCCCCUCCAAGGCUAUGUUGAACAACUCCCACAUCUACCACCAAACUGCUCACGAGCUUAAGUCUCGCGGUAUUGAUGUUGGUGAUGUCAAGCUCAACCUCGACAACAUGCUUAAGGCUAAGCUUAAGGCUGUCAACGGUCUUACUAAGGGUGUUGAAUUCCUUUUCAAGAAGUAUAAGGUUGACUAUGUCAAGGGUUGGGGCAAGUUCAAGACCGCCAACGAAAUUGAAGUUGAUGGUUUGGAUGGCAAGCAAUCCGUCCUUAAGACUAAGAAUGUCAUCAUUGCCACUGGCUCUGAAGCCACUCCCAUCCCCGGUAUCGAAAUUGAUGAGAAGCAAAUUGUCACCUCCACUGGUGCCCUUGAGCUUCAAAAGGUUCCCAAGAAGAUGAUUGUCAUCGGUGGUGGUGUCAUUGGUCUCGAGCUUGGAUCUGUUUGGUCUCGUCUUGGUGCCGAAGUCACCGUUGUCGAAUACCUUGGUGCCAUUGGCGGUGGUAUGGACACUGAACUUGCCAAGAACUUCCACAAGGUUUUGCAAAAGCAAGGCUUCAAGUUCAAGCUCAACACCAAGGUCAACGGUGCCAAGGUUGUUGACGGUGUCGUCAAGGUUGAUGUUGAAGCCGCCAAGGGCGGUAACGAAGAGACCUUGGAUGCUGAUGUCGUUCUUCUCUCCAUUGGUCGUCGUCCCUUCACUGAAGGUCUUGGCCUUGAAAACGUCGGUGUUGAGGUUGAUAACCGUGGCCGCAUUGUCAUCGACUCCGAGUUCAAGACCAACGUUUCUAACAUUAGAUGUAUUGGUGAUGUUACUUUCGGACCUAUGUUGGCCCACAAGGCUGAAGAUGAAGGUUUCGCUGUCUCUGAGAUGAUCGCUACUGGCCACGGUCACGUCAACUAUGACGUUAUUCCCUCUGUCAUCUACACUCACCCCGAAAUCGCAUGGGUUGGUAAGAACGAAGAAGAAUUGAAGAAGGCUGGUAUCAAGUACAAGACUGGUAACUACCCCUUCGUUGCCAACUCCCGUGCCCGUACCAACGAUGAUACCGAUGGUUUCGUCAAGGUUAUCACUGAUGCUGAAACUGACAGAAUUCUCGGUGUUCACAUCAUGGGUCCCAACGCUGGUGAAAUGAUUGCUGAAGCUGGUCUUGCCAUGGAAUAUGGUGCUAGUGCUGAAGAUGUUGGCAGAACCUGCCACGCACAUCCUGUAAGUGAAUGAAAAUAGACCUUUUUUGCAUACUAUCCAUUUGACUGACCCUUUCCCCAAUCAGACCCUUUCUGAGGCCUUCCGCGAGGCUUGCUUGAUCGCAUCCUUCGGCAAUGCUAUCAACUUCUAAAGUAGACUUGAGAUUGUAGAUAAGCAAAAACGACGAAAACAAAAAUUCUAAAUCAAAAACCCAAACUCUCUCUUCAUAAUUUCUAUUCAUUCACAACCACUUUUUAUAAAAUGAAGGACCCCCCUUUCAUGGGUUUUUUUUAAGCGUACCAUUUAAAUUUUCGUGUGAAAGGGCAUAACUCUGUGAACGGUUUU